CUCGGCGAGAUGCUGUCAAUGCAGCUGUUACAUGGACAAACAAACUGCGGAAAGCGCUUUACACCGCAAUAGUACAAUUAGCCACGUUACGUGCACCGUGGACACACAAAAGCGAUAUAGAUUAAGUUACUUCGCCAAUGCGUGCAGCGAAUGAACUGGGGGGAACGUACGCAGAAUUUCAACUGCCAGCCGCCGGCCGAGAAAACCUCUCGCACCAGCCGGCUUCCGGGGAUUGAGAGAGUCUACAUCGUCUGACGGGUGACGGCACGGCAGACGUCGCUUCUGUGGUUCGGCCAGGGGGAAAGGGCGAACUAGCACAUCUUCGCUGAUAUGUCAAGAAAACUACAGCGGACGGAAAUCUGCGCCGACUGCAGUGCGCCAGACCCGGGCUGGACCAGUAUCAACCGAGGUGUACUGAUCUGUGAUGAAUGCUGUUCAGUCCACCGCAGUUUAGGUCGCCAUAUCUCCAUAGUCAAGCACCUGAGGCACAGUGGAUGGCCGCCUGCGUUAAUGCAGAUGGUUCAAACGUUGGCUGGCAAUGGGGCCAACUCCAUAUGGGAACACAGUCUUCUGGAUCCCGCUCAAGUGCAGAGCGGUCGAAGGAAACCCAACCCGCAGGACAAAGUCCAUCCCACAAAAUCUGAGUUCAUCAGAGCCAAAUACCAGAUGCUGGCCUUUGUGCACAAGCUACCCUGCCGCGAUGACGACGGCGUGACCACCAAGGACCUCAGCAAGCAACUUCACUCAAGUGUGCGAACAGGAAGUUUAGAGACGUGUCUUCGGCUGCUGUCCCUCGGCGCUCAGGCCAACUUCUUUCAUCCAGAAAAGGGUACUACACCUCUCCAUGUGGCAGCCAAGGCAGGGCAGAUUUUACAAGCUGAGCUACUAGUGGUGUACGGCGCUGACCCCGGAGCACCUGACAUCAAUGGACGCACACCCAUGGAUUACGCCAGGCAGGCGGGCCACAUAGAGUUAGCCGAGCGACUGGUUGAAUGUCAGUAUGAGUUGACAGACCGGCUGGCCUUCUACCUUUGUGGCCGGCGCCCAGAUCACAAGAAUGGCCAUUACAUCAUCCCUCAAAUGGCAGACAGAGCUCGUCCUAAGUGCCCAACACAGAGUCUGGACCUCUCCGAACUUGCAAAGGCGGCCAAGAAAAAGCUGCAAGCGCUGAAUAAUCGUCUGUUUGAGGAGCUUGCUAUGGAUGUCUAUGAUGAAGUGGAUCGCAGAGAAAAUGAUGCAGUGUGGCUUACUACACAGAACCACAGUACUCUGGUUACAGAGCGAAGCGCUGUGCCUUUCUUACCAGUCAACCCUGAGUACUCGGCCACGCGCAACCAGGGUCGUCAGAAACUUGCACGUUUCAAUGCUCGGGAGUUUGCUACUCUCAUCAUUGACAUCCUAAGUGAUGCCAAAAGGAGACAGCAGGGGAAAGGUCUCAGCAGUCCAACUGAUCCAUUGGACCUAGGAUUUGAUGAUGACCAGCAUGACUAUGAUAGCGUAGCCUCUGAUGACGACACAGACAGCGAGCUGACCACCCAAAAUAACAACAACACCCAACGCAACAACCGUGCAAAGAGUAUGGACUCAUCUGAUUUGUCCGAUGGGCCCAUCACUCUGCAGGAGUACCUGGAGGUAAAGAAAGCCCUGGCCUCUUCGGAAGCCAAGGUGCAGCAGCUGAUGAAAGUCAACAAUAACCUCAGUGAGGAACUCAGGCGGCUUCAGAAAGAGAUCACACGGAUGCAGACAGAGAACAGCGCGCUACGGGGUGGCCAGCACGCUGGGGGUCCAGUGGGCCAUGGGGUCGGUGGCCCUGGUGGAGGAGGAGGAGCAGGGACCAGCUGGCUGGGUGGCGGGAUGCGAACAGUAAUUGGUGGAGGUUUGCCUGUAUUGGGGAAAGGACUUGACCACCCAGGACUCACAGUGCCCUCCUCAGCCACCCCGCAGUCCCAUCCCCAUCGGAGAGACCGCCAGGCCUUCUCCAUGUAUGAACCCGGGGCUGCCCCCAACCCCACGGCCCAUGGUCCCCCAGCCCUGGACUCCCCGGCAGCCCGCCUGCAGCCCCUCAACACACCCAGCGUAAGGAAGGGUAGUACAGGUGGUUUACCUUCGUACGGAGGACAACAUUUGUCUGGAUCUUCAGAAAUGGGCCGAUACAUGACUUCCAAAUCGGAUAAGCAUGGGAGUGGUACUGACAGCGACUACGACAACACGCAAACGUACGACCCCUCGAUAAGCAUGGGUCGCAGCAGCGAGGAAGACGGGCGUGGGGAGGCUGAGGAGGGAGGCGGUGGUGAGAUGGGCGAUCCAGACCCCACCUUGCCAUGCACGGAGGACGUCAUACUUAAGACUGAGCAGGUGACCAAGAACAUCCAGGAGCUUCUCAGGGCAGCUCAGGAGUUCAAACAUGAAAGCUUUGUACCGUGUUCUGAGAAGAUCCACUCUGCGGUCACUGAGAUGGCCUCACUCUUUCCCAAACGCCCGGCCCUGGAUGCAGUCCACAGUUCACUCCGCCUGUUGGCCUCCAGCGCCUCGCGCUUACAGGUGGAGUGCCGCAAGGCAGCGCCCUCAGAGCCCGGCGCUCCCGCGGUGGACUAUCAGCUCCUCACUCAGCAGGUCAUCCAGUGCGCUUACGACAUAGCCAAGGCCGCCAAGCAACUGGUCACCAUCACCACUCGAGAGAAGAAACAGUGACACACUGCAAAAUGCUGAGAGAAGGGUGGGUAAAAGAGGAAAGGGGGCAGGUCCAGUGGGGUCACACUAUUGGGUGGCGGACAAGGUGGGUGGGGAAAGACAAGUUCGGACUAUGCAUGGGAAGGAAUCGGAUGAAAAUGUUACGGAUUCAAUGAGCACAGAGAAGGAACGGGCGGAGGGAUCCAAAAUGGAAAAUGACAGCUUUCUGAACUCAACGUGUAAGAUAAAUGGCUUUAAGUGCGAUGCCGACAAGAACGCAUGAUGGUGCUGAUGUACAGUUAAUCGCAUCGUUGACAUGUUGCAACUUCCUUUAUACCCCUGCCCGUUGUUCCUCAUCCCACCGUCAGCUCAACACCCGGACCAACAUUCAACUGUGACAGCCUGUCUUUUGCGCUCCCUUGCCUUACUAGGCUGGAUUAGUGGACCCCCAUUCCACAGCUUCAUGCAUCGUCUUCUCCGGUUUGCCUCGUGCUACCUGUAGUGGAGGUCCAUCAUGGCAUGUUCUGGCAUGUUUCUUUCUCAGUUUCCCUUCGAACAGGCAGAUUUGGAAUGGAUCGACAUCUCUAAAAACAAUUAACACUGGAAUAAUUGCGAUGUAUUUUAUUUUUUGUUUUGUAUUGAUAUUUUUACUGAUUUGUUUCAUGUUUGUCGUCGUCUCACUUAUGAUUCUCAUUUAGUGGCGCAGGGAGUCUUUGUUCACCCUCUUACUGGGAUUUAGCUGAAACAACCUGUGAAGAGUCCUGAGGAUUUCUCAAGCACUCUUUUGGAGUGACAUUUGCUCCUUUUAAAGAGACACUCAAUGGCUGAGAUUGGUAUCAGGUGCCAAAGCGUUUGGAUUGAAUGGUCAGACCAAAAACCCCUUGGUCUUGUUUUAUGACAGGACCUGGAUCGCAAUGUUUUAAUCAAACCUCAAUUGUCUUUUAUUGUCCAUUUUUUGUGUGUGUGUGUGUCUGUGUCUCUUAUAAUUUGCCUCAUUUUACCGCUCCAGUGGAAUCAUCUCAUUAUUAGUCGUUGUCAAAUGUUGCAGUUCAGCAGUCUGGAAGCCAUUGCAAGAUAUGUUUUGCUGAUGUAUGUCAUUUGUUAUUGAUUUAGUGUUCAAAUUUUUUAGCUGACUGGUGAGCACAAUCAAGCCCUGUGUUUUAUUUUUCUUAAUUCUGCGUCGGUGUGAUCUUCUGAUUUUGCUCACGGAAUUUAACAAUCUCAGAGGGAAAGAGCAUUGUGAACACAGAUACCGGUAGUUGGCCUUGUACAGGUGACAAAACAAGCCCGCUGGCUUUCUCACCCUCAAAAACGCAGUUAAGACUAACAUUUGACCUUGCCAAGUCCCAUCCAGCACUUUGAAUUCAUGGAUCACCUUCAGCACUUGAGCCAACUUUUUCAAAUUGGUCAUUUGAUUUGCUCACGUCUUAUCUGUCGCAAGUCUCCAUAGGUGAGGGUUGAUUGUUUGCCAUGACCUAAAACGACUCUUGCAAUGUAUCAUUGCUUGAUACUGAAUGCCUUUGCACAUAAUCAUCUCAUGUUUGACUGGCUGCAAUGUUCUGACUGCUGCAACAAUAGAACUUCCAUCGAUAAGGCUCCUCUCUCGCUAAAGUUUUAGACCAGGUCAGUCUGUGUGUUUGUCUAUUUGUUAGUCCAAGUGGGCUUUAGGGCGUGAGCAUCUAGUUAAGGUUCUGCCUUGAGAGUGUGCUUGCACAGUGGCGGGAACAAGAUGGAGCUAGCAGGUGGACUCACAUCUGCAGCGCUCAAUGCACUCUCCUCACGGUCAUACUUCAUGCAUUAGGCGCUUGAUGCAAAGGCUGCCUUAUGUGCGGCGUGGUGCAAUAGGAAAAGGUCUGAAGCAUGCUUGGGUUCAGCACUAAAAAUCAUCUCAGAGUAGCUUGGGGGAGGGAGAAAAAAAAUGCACUUGGCACCUCUCAGUACCUUGAUAAGUGAACACUAAGUAGAGUGUGAAUGUUGACUGGUUUCAUCUCAUCGUGCCCAGCAGACUUUUAUUUCUCCAUCUGCGCAUACUUUUAGCAUUUAAAAAAAAAAAAAGUCAUCGGCUGGACCAAGCCUUCCAUCAGCCAGUGAUUUAUUUGAGCCUAGCCCAAUCCAGAACCACUGGCCGUGCACUGUGGCCUGUUGGGUUGCUGUCCUUGAGCAUCACCCCACGGGCAUACAUUUUGGGAGAUGUGUGACGGGAGCAUUGUCUUUUAGAAGAAAAACACUAAGAAAAAUGUAUAAAUGUAGAGACGCAGAACAAUGACUUCAAAAGGUCAGUUGUAAUGGAAACUCAUAAGCUGUACAUUUGUAAUAAAACAAGUUAAUUGUC
This is a messenger RNA of Hippocampus zosterae (dwarf seahorse), 5002 nucleotides long. It is a transcript of the gene git1, whose product is annotated as G protein-coupled receptor kinase interacting ArfGAP 1. The coding region runs from base 331 to 2691 and encodes 786 amino acids. The record is from RefSeq and is a predicted model, not a curated record. Gene Ontology annotation, molecular function: protein binding; GTPase activator activity. Gene Ontology annotation, biological process: brain development; regulation of ARF protein signal transduction. The transcript is spliced from 21 exons. Lineage: Eukaryota; Metazoa; Chordata; Actinopteri; Syngnathiformes; Syngnathidae.